This is a messenger RNA of Sporisorium graminicola, 360 nucleotides long. RefSeq lists its product as uncharacterized. Lineage: Eukaryota; Fungi; Basidiomycota; Ustilaginomycetes; Ustilaginales; Ustilaginaceae. The transcript has 3 exons. The record is from RefSeq and is a predicted model, not a curated record. The coding region runs from base 1 to 360 and encodes 119 amino acids.
AUGUUCCGCCAAACACUAUCAUCCUCUGCACGACCCGCUGCACGCAUCGCAGCGCUCCAGCGCAGCACCAUCGCUCAAACCCGAUUCGCUUCGGGAGGAUCGUCCUACAAUCAGCCUACCGGUUUGCUCUUUGGUGAAAAGGUUCCCAAGGGCCAGAAGCGUCAGAAGGAAGACUGGGAGAACAUGUACUACUUUGGUCUCUUUGGCGGUAUGGUCUUUGCCGGCGUUGUCCUCCUGUACAAGCCCGACACUAGCAUCCAGACUUGGGCCAUGUCCGAGGCAAAAAAGCGUCUUGAAUCCUCUGGCGACGUCUGGCAAUACAAGCCAUCGCCAAACUCUGGUCACCCCAACGGCGUUUAG